UGAUACUGUUAUGCUUCUGACUUGAUGGAUCCAAAUUUCUCUCUGUGUGUGUGAAGUCUCUGUCCAUAUAUAUAUAUAUAUAUAUAUAUACAUAUAUGAAAUAGUAGUGGUGUCAGAAAUAAAUGAAAGGAGGUCAUGAAAAGAGCAAUAAAUAAAAUAUUCCAUUGAAAAUCAAUCAUUCAAUAUCCUCGUCCUUGUUGUUGAACAACAUUUGCAUCAUUUAUAGAUUAGCAAAGAUGAGAAUCCUCUCAAAAUAGAACCAUUCAAUGCCCCUCUGAGUAAUCCUGUGGAGUGUGUGUUGAAGGUGUUUGUGUGUGAUGGGCAGAGCUCCAUGCUGUGAGAAGAAGGGUUUGAAGAAGGGGCCUUGGACUCCUGAGGAAGAUGACAAGCUGGUUGACUACAUUGACAAGCAUGGCCAUGGCAGCUGGAGAUCCCUCCCCAAGCUUGCAGGUCUUCUCCGUUGCGGGAAGAGCUGCCGUCUGCGCUGGACGAAUUAUCUUCGUCCAGACAUAAAACGGGGCCCGUUUACGGGCGACGAGGAGAAGCUCGUGAUCCAGCUCCACGCCGUCCUCGGCAACAGGUGGGCGGCGAUCGCGUCCCAGCUCCCGGGCCGGACGGACAACGAGAUCAAGAACUUGUGGAACACGCAUCUGAAGAAGCGGCUGCUGCUGAUGGGGAUCGACCCCGGGACUCACGAGCCCUCUCCCUCGUCGGCGCUCGUGAGCCGGCCCCCCUCGGCCCCCUCCACGCGCCACAUGGCGCAGUGGGAGGGGGCCAGGCUGGAGGCGGAGGCGCGUCUCUCCAGGGAGUCGCUCCUCUGCUUCCCCCCAGCGGCGCCCGGCUCGGAGGAGGGGGGCGGGGACCACUUCCUCCGCCUGUGGAACUCCGAGGUUGGGGAGACGUUCAGGAGGAUGAACAUCAAGAACCAACCCCGGAGCCCGUCCUCCUCCGCCUCGACCAGGUGCCGCUCGUUCUCGGGCACGACCACCGAGGUCGAGCUCAAGGCGGCGGACGCGCUGGCCAAAUCUACGAGCUCGAACGAGACGGAGGAUUCCUCGGAAUCUACGCUGCAGCUGCUGCUGGAUCUUCCAAACAACAAUGACAUGAGCUUCUUGGGAGAUCCUGAUUGCUACACCUUGUAUCCAGAUUUUAGCACUGAUAGUUUGUUCCAUUCCUCCCCUCAAGAACACAGAGAUGGCUUCGUCUAGAGACGAAAAUCGUGUUUCGCAUUAUAGUAAUGCGAAACGCGAGAUGUAAUAGGAGAGUGUAGGAAGAUUCAAAGAGACAAGCAAUGUUGCAAACUUCCAGUGGUAUUUAUUCAAGACAAUUGUUUUGUUGUUACAA
This is a messenger RNA of Salvia miltiorrhiza (redroot sage), 1344 nucleotides long. RefSeq names its product transcription factor MYB17-like. Lineage: Eukaryota; Viridiplantae; Streptophyta; Magnoliopsida; Lamiales; Lamiaceae. The transcript has 2 exons. The record is from RefSeq and is a predicted model, not a curated record. Bases 318 to 1208 code for a protein of 296 amino acids.